This is a messenger RNA of Schistosoma mattheei, 790 nucleotides long. Lineage: Eukaryota; Metazoa; Platyhelminthes; Trematoda; Strigeidida; Schistosomatidae. The record is from the annotation of a GenBank genome assembly.
CUGGUAUGUUGUGUACGUGGAUAUUACCUCGUUAGCUGUUGGUAAAUCGUGCUUGCUUCUCCAAUUUACGGACCAACGGUUCCAGCCUGUAUAUGACUUAACGAUUGGGGUAGAGUUUGGCGCCCGAAUGGUGAAUAUUGGUGACAAGCAAAUAAAGCUUCAAGUCUGGGACACGGCUGGACAAGAAAGUUUUCGUUCCAUAACCAGAUCGUAUUAUCGGGGUGCGGCAGGUGCUCUUCUUGUUUACGAUGUUACCAGGCGUGAUACGUUCAACCAUUUGGCAUCCUGGUUGCAAGAUGCUCGGCAGCAUGCAAGCCCAAAUAUGGUUAUUACAUUGGUUGGAAAUAAGUGUGAUUUGGAUGCGAGGCGAGAGGUUAAACAGGAAGAAGCUGAAACAUUCGCUCGUGAGAAUAAUUUAUUAUUCCUAGAAACAUCAGCUAAAACCGGAGUAAAUGUAGAACAAGCCUUUGCCACUACCGCACGCGCUAUCUAUGAACGUUUACAACUAGGUCUUUUAGAUAUCAAUAAUGAUGCAAAUGGCAUAAAGUUAGGUCCUCAACAAUUAAGUACUCGACAAAGUGGUUCCUACGGUCCGGUUGGCUCAGAUUCGGGAGGUAAUCUAAGAAGACGUUGUUGUUAGCUCAUACCAAAGAGAGAUUAGUUUAUGGAAAGAUAAUAAAAGUUAUAACUGCGAUUAAUUAUUUUUAUGUUUUAUGUUAACCUUUCUAUGAUUCUCAUUCACUAUUUUACUUCAUUUAUUUUGCUCUUUUUAUGUACUUUUUAAUUUCAU